Messenger RNA from Haplochromis burtoni (Burton's mouthbrooder), 1121 nucleotides. RefSeq lists its product as uncharacterized. The record is from RefSeq and is a predicted model, not a curated record. NCBI's taxonomy places the organism in Eukaryota, Metazoa, Chordata, Actinopteri, Cichliformes, Cichlidae.
AUGGCCGUGCACACCCACCUGCAUUCGAGACAUAUCAGCAUUAUCAACCUCUAAGACUAGAUGGCUGUUCACGCCUACGUGCAUCCGCGGAAUAUAAGUGUCUUCCAUCUGAAAGGACAGAUGGUAAUGGAAGCCUACGUGAGUGUCUUCCAUCCAGAAAUGAAGCACUCAUCGAUUGUGCUCGAUCGCAGGUCAUGCGCUCUGCUAGAGAACCUGAUAGCUAUGAACCAACAAACAAGUCUGACAGCAAAAAAGGGCUAUUUACUCACAUGAAGAAGAAGCUACCUGUCUUUUGGAAAUCUCAUAAGACGCCUACCAACUAUGAUGAUGCUCGUCUAAACUUUGUGUAUGAAGAUGGCUGUUCACGCCUACGUGCAUCCGCGGAAUAUAAGUGUCUUCCAUCUGAAAGGACAGAUGGUAAUGGAAGCCUACGUGAGUGUCUUCCAUCCAGAAAUGAAGCACUCAUCGAUUGUGCUCGAUCGCAGGUCAUGCGCUCUGCUAGAGAACCUGAUAGCUAUGAACCAACAAACAAGUCUGACAGCAAAAAAGGGCUAUUUACUCACAUGAAGAAGAAGCUACCUGUCUUUUGGAAAUCUCAUAAGACGCCUACCAACUAUGAUGAUGCUCGUCUAAACUUUGUGUAUGAAGAUGGCUGUUCACGCCUACGUGCAUCCGCGGAAUAUAAGUGUCUUCCAUCUGAAAGGACAGAAUACUAUCGAAGCCUCUUUGAUGGUAAUGGAAGCCUACGUGAGUGUCUUCCAUCCAGAAAUGAAGCACUCAUCGAUUGUGGUAAGGAAAAAAGUUUUUUAGUAUUCUCUGUUUUGUAAUUAUUAACAGGCUGAUGAUGAUGAAGGUGAAGGUUGAGUUUAUUUUCUUCAUACUCAUAUAAAUCUAAAUUGUAUAAAUUAUUCCUGAACAGCAAGUCAAGGGAGGUCAGUUUAAAAAAAUAUGUUUACUAAUUUCUACAGACACACACACACACACAACAGAGUAAAAAGAAAAAAUAUGAAACAAGAGGCGCUCUGAGAGUUAAAACCUCCAUCAGUGCAGCUUAUUUUUUGGGCAAUAUUUACUUUUAUUGUGUUUUUUCUUUUUCGUUUUUUUAAAAUUACUUAAAUUCA